GUAAAGAUGGCGGCAAGUCAUUCUUUUCCCUCCAUCGGCCAUCUCUGUCAGAGGUUUGAUUAGUUCCAAGUAUCUCAAUUUUUUUUGGCGCGUUCCCUUCCUGUAUUUAUUUUAUUCAAAGAUUCUGCCUUUCUUCUUCUUCCUUCCCUAGGGAGUUUUGGGGAGUUCGGUCUUGGCAUGUUCGAGCAAAGGAAAGCAAAGAUUGAGGAUGGCGGCAGUGCAUAUAGAAAAUACAGGGGCCAGCCUGGAACUCGAGGUACGGGAAAUUCUCCUUUGUUUUUUCUGGUUCUGCCGCAUUCUGCAACCUGACAGAGACAGACACUUGGCUUUGUGUUUGGAUUUGAUUAAUCAGUAAUCAAACACAAGGCAAUUGGCUGGUUAUGUGUAUCAAUUUUUUAUUCGUCUUGGUCUUUUUCUAUUGGGUUACACGAGGUGCUGCGGUAGGUAGGUUGGAUUUGAGCAGCAGGGGAUUUGCUAGAACUGUAGAUAGGGUGUUGAACUGGAAAUCGAAGACGAGAAUUAGAACCGGAUGGAAAGUGCAUUUAUUAUUAUUAUUAUUGUUAUUGGUGUUUCCAUUUCCUUCUCCGAACCGAUUACGAACAGUGGAAAAUCGGUUCCCUCUUUCUUGUAUAUUUUAUCCCGAGAUAAACUCGAAGAUAACUUGAAUGUGAGUAUAUGGUUAUGCAUUGUUCAAAUGUGUCUCGGUUUCGAAUGUCGAGUCGUCUACUACUGUCUCAGGUUGAGCUCUUGCAAAAUGCAAUGAUUGCCAAGUUUGCAGGUUAUGGUUCCUUCACUGUGAACAAAAUACAAUCUGUUAGCGGGAUAGCACUAAGUCUACUUCUCUGCUGAAUGAUUGCCAAGUUUCAAGUCUGGGCUCUGAACGUCCGAACGUGCAUGUGGAUGCUUGGGCACAUACUUUGGGCCUGGGCUUCUCUCUCUCUCUCUCUCUCUCUCUCUCUCUCUCUCUCUCUCUCUCUCUCUCUUAUCCUACUUAAUCAUAUCACCUAGUAAUAAUAGAGCAUAUUAGCCAACGGUCAAUCGUUCAUGACUCAGUUGCUUUUUUCGCCUUUCAAGGCUGGUAAACAGCCGAUCUGAUUUCACUCCCCAACAUAAAUGACUACCUUUACCCAAUCUCUCUUUUAUUGCCUCCCUUGUCUUCGGAAUCUUAAACACAUUCUUAAUUGAAAUCAUUCAUUUGGUAUUUCCACAAGAGAGAGAGCUAUUUCCCUCUCAGCUCAAAAACAUUCCUACCAAAUUCCAAAGAGGGAAUGGCAAUGCCUGCUCUCCCCGUUGUAGCCAAAUCAGCACUCUUCAUAGCAUUCUCCAUCUUGCUAACCAUCUCCCUCUUCACCUCCUUCCCAUUCCAAAUCCCCAACUUCCUCCCCACCACCACCACCUAUCCUUCUUCUCUUCCCAUCAUCACAAGCCCCGACCCACCCGACCCAACCUUCUACGACGAGAACACCCUGACCUACUCGAUCGGGCGACCCAUCCCUGACUGGGAUGCAAAACGAGCCCGAUGGUUGAACCUCCACCCAUCGUUCUCGGUCGAGAAGAACCGGGUCAUUCUAGUCACGGGGUCUCAGCCUUCCCCGUGCAGGCACCCGACGGGCGACCACCUCCUGCUCAGGAUGUUCAAGAACAAGGUCGACUACUGCAGGAUCCACGAGCACGAAAUCUUCUACAACGACGCCCUCUUACAUCCGAAGAUGACGGGUUACUGGGCCAAGUACCCGAUCAUCCGGGCGGCCAUGGUGGCCCGCCCGGAGGCCGAGUGGGUCUGGUGGGUCGACUCGGAUGCGGUUUUCACCGACAUGGGGUUUCGAAUCCCGUUCGAGAAGUACGAGGGCUACAAUUUGGUGGUGAACGGGUGGAAGGAGCUGGUGUAUGGAGAGAAGAAGAAGAGCUGGACCGGAUUGAACGCCGGGGUGCUCUUGAUUCGAAACUGCGAGUGGUCGAUGGAGCUGAUCGACGAGUUGGUGAAGAUGGGGCCGCAAUCCGCUGAGUAUGCGGAUUGGGGGAAACGGCAGAAGGAGGUUCUGAAUGAUAAAUUGUUUCCCGAAGCCGAUGACCAGUCCGGCCUCAUUUACUUGCUUAUCAACGGCGGCGCCGGCGGAGGCCAAAAAUUCAGGGAGAAAGUCUACCUUGAAGACGACUAUGAUUUCCAGCGGUACUGGUUAGACCGAGCGGGUUCGUUCGAGAAUGCGACUCGGGACUACGACGAGGUGUUGGACGGGGAAGACGGCGGCGGCGUUUUGCGGCGGAGGCACGCCGAGGGAGUGAGCGAGUUCUACGGCGAGAUGCUCGCAGAGCGGAUCAAGGAGUGGGAUCGUAGCAAGAGGAGGUCGCUGAUCACGCAUUUUACAGGGUGCGAGCCGUGCUCCGGCGAGCACAAUCCGAUGUAUAGCUGGGAGGAUUGUUACGAAGGGAUGGUGAAGGCCCUGAAUUUCGGUGAUAAUCAGGUGCUGUGGAAUUACGGGUUCGUUCGUCGGGAUUUGAUGGAUUCUUCUCUGGUUUCUCCUCUGAUCUGAAUUGGGAAGUUAGUGAUUGUUUUUGGUAAUGGCUAUUCUUGGUUGAAAUUUAAGUAAAUUCUGACAAUUAUGAUCAAGAAUACGUUGAAUCAUGAUGAUUGGUGAUUUAAGAUAUGGAUCUUAAUUGAUAUUCAUGACAAGUGUUAUUCUUUGGUAAUAUUGCAUGGGAAGUUAAUGAUAUGGUUUGGAUUAAAUAUUUAAAUGGACAAAAAUAAAAUUAGCCUUUUGUUUUUGUGAUGCGACGAGUAUAUUAUAUGUUAGGGCGUUUUUAUUGUUUAUAGUCGGUAAAUUUAGAAUUUUUUUCACUUGUUUGAUCAUGGUUACGGAUCUAUAAAGGAUUGGAGGCAGAAAAUAAUUAAUUGUAAGUUGGCAGCUUUAACUUUGCAUCUUCUCUUUAGGGGGCAGCUUUAAUCUUGAUUAACAUUUUGUCUAAUGCUGGCAGCAUCUUUUGUUGGAACCAUCACUGGAGCUUUUCUAGCUCCAUGGUUUUAUUAUCUUUCCAUUUUUUCGGGCCCAUGAGAAGUUGUAGUAUUUUUGAAAUGUGCCUUAAUCAGUUGAGCAUGGGAAGAUUAGGUGAUAACCCUUAUAGGGAUUAGCAUCGUGAUAACUAGCAAAAAUCACUACGGAUUAUUAUAAAAUCAAUACAACUUCUAAGCUAAAUCACUACUACUUCAAACUAGUAGUAGUUUUUCCCUUGGUUAGGACGGUGCUAACUAUUGUACAAUUAGCACCGUAACCCCUCGUAUGGGAAGUUCUAAUUGAGCGAGCUAGUAUGUGGGCCGAACUUUAAGCCUAGCUAAUGAACCAUCUCGAGAGAUUACUAUUUCAACGAAAUUUAGUUGAUAAGAGAACCACGCAAAUGAGGGGUUAAUGAUAAAAGUACACGUUUGGAAAUGGGCCCGUGAUAAAAGUACACGUUUACAAUAUCCCAAUCCUAUGAAAGAAUUUUUUUAAUCUACUAUGCACAAAGAAUGAGCGAAAAUAAUAAUGAAAUCUCUAUUCUCUAUGACGAAAAAUAUAUUCUCAUUCUUCUGAUUGCCAUUAUAGCAUCGCAACCUUCAAAUCUUCUGAUACACACUAUACUAUAUUCAAUUAUUAUGGUGAAUAAAGAAUGAAGAUACAAAAACACCAGCACAACCAAAGAAUGUUAGGACUGUUGUGAAAUAACAAGGAAGAGCAAUAGACAUAAGAGUAAGAGUAGAGACACAAAAAGAGUGGGGGAUAGAGCUUUCUUAUUCAUGUAUUCCUUAGUACAAGGAGAUCAUAUAUUUAUAGGCAUACAUCACAUAACCCCUACAUUCUUACAAUCAAUAUACAUGAAUGUGAGAAUGAAUGUGAAAUAGAAAUGGGGUGGGGGGUUACAUGUAACACCCAAUUGUGCAUCUAAUGUGUCAUAUGAAGAAAUAAAUAUAAGGAGAUGAGUUACAUAGAACUUGUAACAUACCAUGGAGCAUCUAAUGUUGGUCAUCCAUAAUGAUAAUAAUAUUUUCAUAACACUCCCCCUUGGAUGACCAUUAGACAUGAAUAUGCCUCGUUAAAACCUUACUAGGAAAAACCCUGUGGGAUAAAAUCCUAGUGAAGGAAAAAGAGUACAUAAUCAUCAUAAUACGCUAUUUGAAUCUGCCUCGUUAAAAACCUUACCAGGAAAACCCAGUGGGAAAACCAUGGUUAAGGAAAAAAGAGUGCAGUGCGUAUAUGCUCCCCCUCAUGACAACAUCAAUAGUAUUGUGAACAAAUCUUUCAAAUAUUGUCAUGGUAAGCUUAUUAGUGAACAAAUCUUCUAGAUUGUCACUUUAUGCAUGAUCCAUUAGGACCAUUUUCUUCAUACAUGAUCUUCAAGAUCAUUUUCUAUGAAUAUAAUCCGCAACCACAAGUCAUUUAGACGUGUUGAAUAACAAAUCUUAACCAAACAAUUCAUAACAAGUCUCAUGAAUUGUUGACCAUUGUUCAUGAUAAGAUGAUGUUGUUAUUGUGAUUUCUUUGGAAUCUCCAUGAGAUACUUGUACGACCAUGAGUAAACAAAUUACUCAUCUAUGAUCCUCAUCGUUACCAAUAGGUAACAAAGUAUAACUUAAUGAAGUAUACAUUUUUGCUCUAACGACAUUGGCAUAUGGUACUUCAGGACCUAAUAACUCGCUUCUAUCUCAAGGCCUAAAUUGAUCUUUGUUCACUUCUAGUGACCUUAUGAUCAUUUGGCUAUUGAACGUAUGCAAUUUUUCCAUACAAAAUUGUUCUUUCACUUUUCCGACAUUGUCGUCUUGAUCCAAAAAGAAUCUUCUUAAAUCCUCCAUGUUCAAUUUUCUUUCUUUAAGCAAACCAUGCUUUAUGAAGCUCUUCUGGAGUUCAUAUCAACUAAAACAUAUGAGAUCAUUAUAAAAUAAUGUCUCGACUCUUUUCUUCCAAAUAACUAUAAAACUUAGCUAACACAAUUGUACGCAAACAAUUACUUCAUAACACAAGGUCACAAGCAAAAGGCACGUCAUACACACAACAUCACUUAACCAAACCACAUUCAUAAAUCAAACACAUAACUAAAACCACAAUAUCACGCACAUAAGCCUAUAUGUCAUUACACAAUCACACAUGCAAAAUGCAAAUGCUCUAAUGCACUUUAUUCGAAUUUAAUCACGCAAUGCUUAUACGACCACUUCCUUUAGUAGAUAUUCACUUAGAUGAAUAUACCAUAUUCAUCCAUUUUAUCUCAAUCCAUAAAAAGGAUUGUUUUAUCGAUCGAUAUUGUUCUCGAGAACUUCACAUGUUUGCUUCCGGCAAACUAAUCCUUCAAGGAGUUUCGUAUAAAUAUCAUUAUCAAGGGAUCCAUACAAAUAGGCUAUCACAAUAUCUACCAAAUGUUCAUGCUUUUUGAACUGCCAAACUAUUUAAAUUGCACAACAUAGUUGCAUCCACCACAAGAGAGUAUGUCUCUUCAUAAUUGAUGUCAGGUUUCUACCAGAAACCUCUCAUGAGAAAUUGUAUUAUAUCUCUCGCAAUUUCCAUACGCAUUUGCACAAAACCUAUUUGUAUCCCGUUAGUUUUACAUCUUCAGGUGUAAGGACUUCUGGUCCAAAACUUAUACCAAAUAGCCUAAUGCUUUCUUUUAUAUUGGCCAAUAUAUAUUCCUUUGCAUGCAUCAAUAGACUUUUACUUUUGAUCAUCUUUGUAUCUAUCACGUUCAGUGCUGCAGCAUAAUCAAAACCCUUGUCGAUAAUAAAUACACUUCGGUUCCAACUUUCUUCAUACAAGCCAAUUAAUUGAGAUCUCUUCAUUUUAAACGUUCAGGUACCUACUAUUCUUCUGGAACUAUGAUCUCAAUUUUAUGACUUGACUCUUCUAGAGCUAUUUUAUCCUCGAGUUUACCAUCUUAAUUUAUAGCUCCUUCCUUUCUCGAGGAUUUUUAUACUUGGAACCGAUUGGUCUACCACGCUUCAUGCGCUCGUUUAGACUCAUUAGAUUAUCCAAUAUGGACAUCAAUUGUAUUGGAGCAUUCACAACUGGGCAUGUGACAUAAUCACUCCUUUUAGUGAGUAAAAAGGCGUUUGGCAAUCAAUACAUUUUUUUUUCUCCAUGAAUCACCAUAUGAACUUCGGGUUCAUGUUUCUUUGUUUGAGGAUCAAAAUGCGAUAAUGAUGAUUCCAACUCACAUCUAUGCCCAACUGUUUACUUUUCUCCCCCUUAACGUUCGAGAAGUAGCUCAUCAAAAUGAUGAUAUUAGCAAAAAGAGUCAUGAACAAAUCUCUCAUUGCAUUGGACACCAUGUCCAACAUAAGUUCUCAUGGAACUCAUAACGUGUUGUGGUGGAGCAAUUGGGAUGUAUUAUGCACACCCAAAUUUUCUAGCAGUUUAAAUGUUUGGUCCCUGACCAAACCAUUUGUAUGAAAAGGGGGAACUUAUGAUAACUUGUUGGCUUCAUGCGAAUUAAUGAUAUCAUAAGCCUCGAUAAGAGAUCGAUAGACUUAGUUUGUUCUCAUAAGAGAAGUUCUGUUUGAUUGGAUAAUCAUCAAAAUAUAUCCAUCAUUCGGCAACUAAUCUCGCAAACAUCAGGUUGCGUUUAGAUAACAGACAUAUAUGACGAUAUAGUUGAUGAAUCAAUCAAAAUCAUAAAAUUCAUAUAUGAUUUGCACGUUGAGUGUAUUUUUCUGCAUACACUUUUAUAAAAUCUCAACAGAUUCAAUUAUUUUCACGAGUAUAGUCUCCUCGAGACCAUGUAUCACAUAAUCAAUCCUUUGAUUGAUGAAUUCUCUGAACUCUCACUUAAUUUCCAUAUGAUAUCUCAAUCAUUUUCACAUCUGUAUCCGGGAUGGUAUGACCGGACAUGCCAAAAUAAAAAGUUAUCCGAUCUUGCAAACUUCUGGUUUACACUUUCAUAUGUACUAAUAUACAUGUAGUACAAAUUUCUCCAGUUAAGUAUAUGAUCUCUUAUAACACAUUUCUGAUGCAAUAUCAAUUAUGAUAUUCUUUUCUGCGAAUAUCUUCAUAAUUCGGUAAUGCAUCUUCAAUUGACAGUUUAGUUCAUUCAUGUCUCAAAACAUUAGCUCUUCUGGAGCCUUCACAUAUUCUUGUACUACGAGUUGGCCAUGAGGCACCUUCUGAUUCGGUGAACUAUUGUAAGCUCAUAUACAUAGUGAUAAUAAUAUUUUCAUAAUCACCAAUAUAUUGAUUAGUUACUUCAAGUAACAAAACACAAUCUCUUCCGGAGCUUUUGCUUACUUUCAUACUAUAUGAUAUAAUACCACUAUUGACUUUUGCAAAUAUUCAUUCUAUACAAAAACAUACAAAAUAAUAAUAAUAACAAUAAUAAUAAUAAUAACAACAACAACAACAACAACAACAACAACAACAACAACAUAUAUGUGUUUCAUAACACAUUUCGACAUACGAAGGUUACAAUAUAUGAUCAUGACUUUUGCUACAUGAAUUAUCAUCCUCAUUUAUAAUUAUUUUAUCUUUCACUUCCGGUGAAAAGAUAUAUUUGUUGAUUGUCGUUAUCCAAACAACAAAUUAUAUUAAUAUAAUGGUGUGUCUCGAUCCAUUCACUUUUAAGAAUGGUUUGUUUUCAUUCGCUUCCAGGAAUGAAACAACAGCCUUUGGAUCAAAUUAUAUAAUAUUUCUCAUCAUCACAAGUCCAAUACAUUUUUCACCUUUAACUAACAAGAAAUUAACUUACACUUUGUAAAACCUCUAAGAUAAUAUUGCUACUGCAGGAGGACAUGUAGAUUUUCAUUUUUCUUUCAAAUGAUUCUUGGACCAAUAAAAAUUCUUUUCAUACAUCGGGUACAAGAUCAAUGAUUUUUCCCCAUCGCAAUGGUAACUCAUAUUCCAAUAUUUUAGUUACCAGAUCCACUUCUUUCAUUUGACACAUUUUUCUUCAUUUUUUCCACUUCGGGUGAAAAUGAGAUCCUUAGACUUUCAUUUCUCUAUAUGUCGAAUGUAGAAAUCGAUAAGUCAACCCAUAAUGAUUUUGCUACUACAGGAGCAAUUUUCAUUAUCUGAUAAUGUCCAAGCACAAACUCCAUGUUACGAGAUCGUCAUAUAUAAAAUAAUAUAAACAAAUAACAUGAUCAAAUAAUCCCUCAAAGACAAUGAGAUAGAUAAACUUACUAACAAGAAACAACAUGAAAAGUUGCAUACCUUGAUCGUGUUGUGAUCUUACUCAAGUAAGUUUUGAUUAUGUAAAGAGACAAUAACCAACCAUGACUCUGGCAGAGCUUCGUGCUGAUAACGUGUUGUGAAAUAACAAGGAAGAGCAAUAGACAUAAGAGUAAGAGUAGAGACACAAAAAGAGUGGGGGAUAGAGCUUUCUUAUUCAUGUAUUCCUUAGUACAAGGAGAUCAUAUAUUUAUAGGCAUACAUCACAUAACCCCUACAUUCUUACAAUCAAUAUACAUGAAUGUGAGAAUGAAUGUGAAAUAGAAAUGGGGUGGGGGGUUACAUGUAACACCCAAUUGUGCAUCUAAUGUGUCAUAUGAAGAAAUAAAUAUAAGGAGAUGAGUUACAUAGAACUUGUAACAUACCAUGGAGCAUCUAAUGUUGGUCAUCCAUAAUGAUAAUAAUAUUUUCAUAACAAGGACAAAUAAUAAGUCAUUAUUAGUUAAUCCUUUCCACGAUAAAACAAUCAAUCUCAUUACAUCUUAUGUAUACAAAUAAUAAGUCAUAUGUGAUAUGUUUGAAAAUUUUAAAUAACUAGCCAAAUAGAUAAACCUAUAUCGUCCUUAUCAGGGGGAAAAAUCGUAGUAAGGGAUUGUUUCUUUUUGUUUUUUCUCUAUUGAUGACAUAAACAAGGUAUCAGGCUUGAUAAUAACAAUAAUAAAAUGAAUGAGUUUCG
Messenger RNA from Linum trigynum, 8853 nucleotides. The record is from the annotation of a GenBank genome assembly. NCBI's taxonomy places the organism in Eukaryota, Viridiplantae, Streptophyta, Magnoliopsida, Malpighiales, Linaceae.